AUGUUUUCAAAACAUGAUAUAAGUUAUUAGUGUUCAUUUAGUUCGCAUCAAGCAACGAACUGAGAACUUUUGUGCGAUAAUGUCAGUGUUGAAUAAAAGUAACAGGUCUACGGUAUUGAUUGCCAUACUGUUCUGCCUUUCUGAACAACUCAUCAGACACUCCAAUGCUCAGUGUAUGUUCAUUCCUCAAAAUUCAUACUCCUGCAAAGGAGUUGGUAACGAAGAAUUCCUCUAUGAAUUUUAUCGAAAUUUUCGAGAAGAUGAUAUCUACGAAAUCAAUACAAUGACAAUUGUGGGGGGUAACUGGAUGGUCAUAGAGUAUUUUCCUAGAAUUCCGAACAGCAGGCGAUUCAACACCAUCGAUAGCUUAGCGAUUAACAAUGCUUCCGUCGAAGUAGUUGGAAAAAAUGCCUUCAAGGAUUUUUCGAAUCUUAAAAGUUUGGAUUUGAGUAGAAACCAACUUGAAACCACUCCUUUCGUUCAGUACUUGCCACAGUCAUUGAAAAGGUUGAAUCUUGCAGGUAACAAGAUCAAAUAUGUUGAUACAUUCAUCAGGAUGAGCCUGACUUACUUAGAUAUGAGUGAUAAUGAAAUAAGUUCUUUGAAUUUCGAAAGUAUUGGUGGAAUACAAUAUCUCAAUUUUAGUAAAAAUAGGAUAACUUCUUUGACGGGCUUCUCAAAUAAACCAAUAAGCUUGAUCAAUCUUAGUGGCAACAAAAUUACAGAAUUCAACGAAAGCAAAUAUGCAAGGAAUUUGGAAUCAUUGGAUCUCAGCUUCAACAAUUUGAGAGUAGUGAAACUCUGCUGCAAUAAAAAAUUUCUGAACUUAUCCAACAGCAAUAUUAGCCACUUUGAAGUAGAAAAAAGUGUGUAUUGGAGCGGAAAUUAUAGAAAGUUGAACGUGAAAGAAGUAGAUUUAACAAAUAUCGAGAUAAGUCUAGGUGGUUACAUACGAGGAUGCUUCAAGCUGAAAAACCAAAUGAAGGAAAUAUCACACCUUGAAGACUUUAAACAAAUGGUCAUUUCGGGUGCAACCGUUGAUCUUUCAUAUUCAACAAUUACCAGCAUUCCCAAACACGCUUUCAAUAAUCUCGAUUUGAAUUUACUCAAUCUGAGUUAUGUGAAUAUAAGCAAGUUAAAUAUGUCAACAUUCCAGAACUCUCAUGUGGAUAUCUUAGAUUUAUCCCAUUCGAAUAUCAAAACUCUCCAAGCGAAUUCGUUUCUCGAAGUGACCUCCAGACUGAUAGACUUGAGCUAUAAUGAAAUAUCAAACGUAAAAAAUGUUUUCCACAGAGUGAAAGUAAACAACAUCGAUUUAUCUUUCAACAUCUUCAAAGUCAUAACCAAUAAUUCAUAUGAAGGUACUGAGGAACUCGAAACUCUCAUUCUAUCAAACUGCCUAAUAGAAAUAAUUGAAUCACAGGCAUUCAUCAACUUGCCAUACCUGACAGUGUUGGACCUCAGUAACAAUGCUCUGGUCAUCUUGGAGAAGAACACCUUCCACGAUUUAUCUUUGACGAAGCUCAAGCUGGAGGGAAAUAAAAUAAUCACAAUUCGUUCGGAAUCUUUCAGGAAUCUGCCCAAUCUGAUGAACUUGAACUUAUCCCACGUUCACUUGAACAAUUUGGAGCUGAACGCUUUUACGAAUCUGUCAAGCAUCGAGUACAUCGACCUCAGUCAUAACGAUCUCGAAGUUAUACCACCUGAAGUUUUCGUGGACACACCCCGGCUGCAGGAGGUAGACUUCUCCUACAAUAACCUGAGCGCCUUGAACAAGUUCUCAAAUAAACUGGGGAUUCGGAAACUCAUCCUAACAUUCAGAGGUACCUUCACUUCCAACAAGAUUUCGAACAUCAACAUAAGACAUUUAGCUUUGACACAUUCCACAAUAGACACCUUGAAAGCUGAUAGUUUUCAAGGAUUAUUCGCUUUGGAAGAACUUCAUUUCAACGAUUCCUUCAUUGGUUUUGUAGAGUCCGGAUCUCUGAACGACUUGUUCAGUUUGCGUUAUUUGGACUCCCCGAAUCUUUUUAAACAUAAUCAAAAAAUCGAGGUUGGCACUUUUAAGGAUCUGAGAUCGCUGAGACUGCUGAAUUUAUCGAUGCUGUCGAUUAAAACUGUGGAAUCCAUGUCAUUCAGUGGACUGGACAGUGUUGAAGUGAUUCUGUUGAACAACAACAAUCUUGUUCAUCUGGAACGGGAUACUUUUCUAGGUUUAACGACUCUCGCAAUAUUGGAUGUGUCCUACAAUCACAUCAGUGAAUUUGAUGAGUAUGUUUUCAAACCACUAGAGAAUCUUCAGGAACUACAUUUGGAGCACAACGAAUUGUUGAGGAUAGAGCCAAAUUCUUUGAAAUAUUUGACAACUUUGAGAACUUUGCGUCUGGAUCAUAACAAUAUUAAUCAUUUGGCAGCUGACUCCUUCUCAACAUUACAAAAUCUGCGUGAACUCCACUUAAAUGUCAAUAACCUGCAGAAAUGGCCUUUGGGGGUUUUCCAGUAUUUGCCGAAUUUGGCUUUCUUGAAUUUGAGUGGAAAUAAGCUAGAAGCAUUCGAAAACGGGGCCUUCUCCAAUUUGGUUGGCUUGACUGUUUUGGACUUGACCAAUACCUCGUUGAAUGAACUGAAUGAGGUUGGUGUGUUCUUUUCCAUGAGGAAAUUGGAGCAGCUGUUUCUUGAUGGAAAUCGUCUGAAACAUUUCGACUUUGGAAGACUGAUGACGAAUUCGAAACACCUGCGUUACGUGGGAAUUUCCCAUAAUAAAUGGCAGUGUACUGACUUAUCGAUGAUGAUAGAGACUUUCAACAAUAGGAGUGUCAGUUACAAACCCAAAACUCCGGUUUAUGAUAGUCAUAAUAUUGACGGGAUCAGCUGUAUAGAUGUUUGCGAUUAUGUAUAUUGUCAACAUGAAUAUGUUCAAUCAAAUUUAUCAUAAACUUUUGUCAAUUUGAUGAUC
Leptinotarsa decemlineata (Colorado potato beetle) is the source of this 2956-nucleotide messenger RNA. RefSeq lists its product as uncharacterized. Lineage: Eukaryota; Metazoa; Arthropoda; Insecta; Coleoptera; Chrysomelidae. Gene Ontology annotation, molecular function: protein binding. The record is from RefSeq and is a predicted model, not a curated record.